CUGAGAUUAGCUGGAGUCCGUGUGAUCCUGUGCUGAAGAAAUGCUCAGUGAGUAAUGUUACUGAUGAAUGAUGUUUCUCUCUCUGUCUCUCAGAUGAACGGGAUGGACGGAGACGUGGAGUAUGAGGAGAUUACACUGGAGAGGGGUAACUCCGGCCUGGGCUUCAGUAUCGCCGGUGGGACUGAUAACCCUCACAUAGGAGACGAUCCCAGUAUCUUCAUCACUAAGAUCAUCCCAGGAGGAGCCGCGGCGCAGGACGGACGGCUCAGGGUGAACGACAGCAUUCUGUUCGUGAAUGACGUGGAUGUGCGUGAGGUCACUCACAGUUUAGCGGUGGAGGCGCUGAAGGAGGCGGGGCCGAUCGUGCGGCUCUAUGUGCUGCGACACAAACCGCCUGCGGAGAACAUCACAGAGCUGAAGCUCAUCAAGGGCCCUAAAGGUCUGGGCUUCAGCAUCGCGGGCGGCGUGGGGAACCAACACGUCCCCGCAGACAACAGCAUCUACGUCACCAAGAUCAUCGAAGGAGGAGCCGCGCAUAGAGAUGGACGACUGCAGAUCGGAGACAAAAUCCUCGCUGUGAGUUUGAACAACAAAGAUCAGGAUGAGUUUGUUUCUUCAUCAGGUUUCAGACCAGCACAAACAUUACAAAACGUAUCACAUGGUGUUCGCAGGGAGCCGCGACGUGUGGUCAUUCUCAGGGGUUCCACGGGUUUGGGCUUUAAUAUUGUGGGUGGUGAGGAUGGUGAGGGGAUCUUCAUCUCCUUCAUUCUGGCAGGAGGAGCGGCUGAUCUGAGCGAAGAGCUGAGGAAAGGAGAUCAGAUCCUGAGUGUGAACGGUGUGGAUCUGCGUCACGCGACUCACGAGCAGGCGGCGGCGGCGCUGAAGAGCGCAGGACAAACCGUCACCAUCAUCGCACAGUACAGACCCGAGGAGUACAGCAGGUUUGAGGCGAAGAUUCACGACCUGCGGGAGCAGCUGAUGAACAGCAGUUUAGUUUCUGCAGCGGCGUCAUUACGCAGCGGGAAGAGAAGCUUCUUCAUCAGGUCCAUCGGCGGACGCAGCGAAUACAUCGUCAGCUAUGAGACGGUGAUUCAGGCUGAAGUGCACUACGCACGUCCCGUCAUCAUCCUCGGGCCAAGCAAGGACCGCGUCAAUGACGAUCUGCUCUCCGAGUUCCCCGACAAGUUCGGCUCCUGCGUCCCACACACGACGCGGCCCAAGCGCGAGUACGAGGUGGACAGCCGCGACUAUCACUUCGUGCCGUCACGUGAACAGAUGGAGAAAGACAUUCAGAGUCACCGGUUCAUCGAGGCCGGACAGUAUAACAACCACCUGUACGGCACCAGCGUCCAGAGCGUCAGACAGGUGGCAGAACAGCAGGCGAAGCACUGCAUCCUGGAUGUUUCAGCGAAUGCAGUGAGGAGGUUACAGGCCGCCCAACUUCACCCCAUCGCCAUCUUUAUACGACCCUCAUCCCUGCAGAACAUACUAGACAUUAACAAGCGUCUGACGGAGGAACAGGCCCGAAGAGCUUUAGACAGAGCCGUCAAACUGGAGCAGGACUUCAUCGAGUGUUUCUCAGCGAUCGUGGAGGGCGACAGCUUCGAGGAGAUCUACCACCGCGUGAAGUCUGUGCUCGAGGAACAGUCUGGACCGUAUAUCUGGAUCCCUGCGCGAGAGAGACUGUAAACACACACACACACACACACACACACACACACGCAUGAGGACUUCCAGCAGGGGCUCAUGGGAGUCUCUAGGAUGAAGCUCGUGCACAGGAUGAUCUUCUGAUUCACACCAACAGCUCGUUACAUAAUGUAAAUAUGCGUCCGUGCGCAUUGGUUUCUAUGGAGUGGGCGGGGAUGCUUACCUCAUCACCAUGGCAACAGUUCAUCGUGGGGUCAGAAACAGCGACCAAGUGAAAAUAUGACAGCGCUGCGUGUGUGAACUAGCCUUAACGAACGUGUGUGUGUGUGUGUGUGUGUGUGUGUGUGAGCCACUGCUACUGAUGAGGAUGAAGGUGAUCAUGUGGGUUGUUUCCAUGGCGAUUGUGAGCUCAGUGAGUGUAACAGUGUCUGAGGCAAUAUAGACAUGAGCACUGAGCACUUUACUAACACACACACACACACUCUGAGAUGCAUGUGUGUGUGUCUCAUUGUGAUGACGUGUCUCUAUAGGGCUACUGUUUACAUAUAAUACACACUUUAAACUGCACAGGGAGAGAAAAGCAUGUGUGUGUGUGUGUAAGAGAGAGAGAGAGAGAGAGUGUGUGUGUGUGUGUGUGUGUGUG
This is a messenger RNA of Sinocyclocheilus anshuiensis, 2290 nucleotides long. RefSeq names its product discs, large homolog 4b (Drosophila) (gene dlg4b). The record is from RefSeq and is a predicted model, not a curated record. Gene Ontology annotation, cellular component: postsynaptic density membrane; neuron projection; basolateral plasma membrane. Gene Ontology annotation, molecular function: protein kinase binding; ionotropic glutamate receptor binding. Gene Ontology annotation, biological process: AMPA glutamate receptor clustering; postsynaptic neurotransmitter receptor diffusion trapping; chemical synaptic transmission. Lineage: Eukaryota; Metazoa; Chordata; Actinopteri; Cypriniformes; Cyprinidae. The transcript has 13 exons. The coding region runs from base 55 to 1689 and encodes 544 amino acids.